UAAAAUCUGGGUACUAGUUAGGCUAGCCCCUUUUUGACAAGUGUUUGGAUUGAUUCAAGUUCCACUCGUCGCGGUUCUUCAUUUUAGACAUAAAUUUGCGUUCUCAGAUGGAAUUUCUGUAACUGAACUUCCCGCUACCUUUACCAAUUGAGCAAUGUAUUCCAUAUCUUGCUAAUGUUUCUAAUGUGGCGGACUCUGCGUAGAACCGGGAGAAUUGAUAUACGCCAAAUACUUGACAUUUCCGCAUCCUCCGACGAACCCAGGCGAACCCAUAUACUCGACCGUCAAGAUGACCUUUCUCGCGACAUUGGCCGGCUAUGCGGCCCCUGUAUUUCUUAUAAUGUCUCCGAUCCUCUCAUACACAGAUCAGGCAGUUGCUAUGCAUAAGGCGAGAUCGAGUGCUGGGUUCUCGCUGGAUAUCCCUCUUAUUAUGCUUGUCGCAUCGAUAUUCAGGAUCUUUUAUUACCCAGGCGCGAAAUUCGACGAGGCCUUGUUAAUCCAGUCAUUUUGCAACAUUUUCAUACAACUCAUCCUUCUAAAAAUUGCCCUCGACCACCGACCACCACCAUCAUCAAAAGGAGGCGAUGCUGCGCUUCCCUUUGCUGGCGCCCAGGAUGGGUUCGGAGGAUUUCAACGGCCAUAUAAUUUCUGGCAGUGGCGUUCACCGAAGCCCUAUUGGCAAUUCUUAUUGUCGUUGUUUAUUGUUUUAACUAUACUCGAAUUACUAAUUGCGCCGUUUCAUUCAUUCUAUUCCGGAUAUUCCGCUUUAAUAGGUUAUAUCGGCCUGUCUGUCGAAGCAACAUUGCCAAUUCCGCAGCUAGUUGCCAACGCACGCUCACGAUCUUGCAAAGGGUUUCGCUUCUCGGUGCUGGCAAGUUGGUUGGUCGGAGACGCCAUGAAAAUGUUCUGGUUUUUCACGUCCACCACCGCAAUUCCGUGGGCCUUCAAACUCUGCGGCAUCUUCCAGGCCGCUUGCGACUUUCUUAUCGGUGUUCAGUAUUUGAUGUACGGUGACCAGCAACCAACUACGAAGGCACAACAGGGAUGGCCGUACCCAAGUGGUAAGCCGCAUCUGUCUGGCUCGUUCAACGGCGGGCGACAGACGCCAACAGGGAGAGGGACUCCAUUAGGGGAGAAGACGAUUUAGACGAACAACUGCACGACUUACUUAAUCUACCAUAAUCUAACGUAUUAGAGAUUAACCCCAAUAUAGACAUGUAAUGAUAUAAUGAAGAAAAUGGCAUGAUUAAGCAUCGAAGGCUAGACCCUUGAUAUCUUCGUCAUCGAGUCAAAGCGCUAUGUUAGUUCUGCAAAUGGCGAAGAUUUGGUCACAAUUGAAAUUAUGACGGACCAAUCCCAUGAUCUGAGGCACAUCGUUAUCGAUUGAAUCAGUAUUCCAAAAGGCAUAGAAAAAGAAAAAGGGGAUCAUACUGAAGAUUGUCGGCCUGCCUGGCUGCCUGGCUUGUAAAACCCCUGUCAAAAUACGCGGGUGGCUGGGGUGACAUGACCUUCUGUGAGCCGUGCGGGUUCUGUGAAUUCAUGUUAACGAGUACCUCAGGCUUCUAAUCCCUCCAUGUAUAAACAGCCACAAAAUG
Annulohypoxylon truncatum is the source of this 1595-nucleotide messenger RNA. RefSeq lists its product as uncharacterized. NCBI's taxonomy places the organism in Eukaryota, Fungi, Ascomycota, Sordariomycetes, Xylariales, Hypoxylaceae. Bases 290 to 1147 code for a protein of 285 amino acids. Gene Ontology annotation, cellular component: trans-Golgi network; endosome. Gene Ontology annotation, biological process: retrograde transport, endosome to Golgi; phospholipid translocation. The record is from RefSeq and is a predicted model, not a curated record. The transcript has 3 exons.